Molecule: messenger RNA, 2081 nt
Organism: Rhinolophus ferrumequinum (greater horseshoe bat)
Lineage: Eukaryota; Metazoa; Chordata; Mammalia; Chiroptera; Rhinolophidae
Gene: CRYL1
Product: crystallin lambda 1
Exons: 8
Coding region: 749-1642 (297 amino acids)
Biological process (GO): fatty acid metabolic process
Molecular function (GO): L-gulonate 3-dehydrogenase activity; NAD+ binding
Source: RefSeq, a predicted model, not a curated record
GUUCCCCUUCUCCAGAAGUUGAGUAGAGGUGAUUUCAGUUAUUUUCACUCUGUGUUUCCUAUAAAUGGCUUCACACAAGAUACUUGUAACAAGAAGGUGGUUCCUUGUACGUAUUAAAGGCUUUGCUCGUGUGAGAGCUUGGAAGCUUCGAUAGCACAGAAGUGCUAUUCUCGUAGCAGGGUUUUCAAGUCAAUAGGAGGCAUGCCAAGCUCUUUCCUUUAAUCGCUUGGGCCCAAAAGCUAUGACAGAAGCCAUGGGGGUUGUAAAUGUCUCUGGUGUGAGAGGCUUCCUGUGCUCAGAACCUGAUCUGUGGAUUAGCUGAAUUAGGAAGGACGGGAAGGGGAUAUGGAGUGGGGAAAAUGCUUCUUGCAGACCACCCUGUGAUUGCUAUUCUAGCCUCCCUCCCUUCCUCCAAAGUGGCUCCUUUAGUUACAGUGAAAUAAUAUACUGAGAUAAGCUAGCCCUAUUGUACAUUCAGGCUACCUGCAAGCUAGUGACUUUGCCUGAAUGCUGGCAGAGAACAUGAGACUGUGGGGUCAGAGACAAAGGACUUUAUUAAUCAGAGCAGAGAAGGCAGCAUGAACAUUAUGUUUGUAUUGGUUCCCCUUCUCCCUGAGUCCCAGGAGGGGGAAGUGGAGGGCAAGGUGGACACCUGCAGAUUCAAUGAAUGUGUUCUGGAGAGGAACACUGAACUUGAGGAAGCCACAGUUUUUAUAGCAAGAAUGGACUCAUUGGGCGAAGCUGGGCUAUGUUGUUUGCCAGCGGAGGCUUCAAGGUGAAACUCUAUGAUAUUGAGCAACAGCAGAUAACAAACGCCCUGGAAAACAUCAGAAAAGAGAUAAAGUUGCUGGAGCAGUUGGGUGCUCUGAAAGGCACUUUGAGUGCUGAACAGCAGCUGUCACUCAUCACUGGUUGUUCCAACAUUCAGGAAGCAGUAGAGGGCGCCAUGCACAUUCAGGAAUGUGUUCCGGAAAACCUCGAAGUGAAGAAGGAGAUUUUUGCUCAGUUAGAUGGAAUCGUGGGUGACGAUGUGGUCCUCAGCAGUUCCACCUCAUGCCUCCUGCCUUCCAGGCUGUUCUCUGGGAUGGCACAUGUGAAGCAGUGUGUUGUGGCUCAUCCGGUAAAUCCACCUUAUUAUGUCCCCCUGGUUGAGCUGGUCCCACACCCAGAGACAGCCCCUGCGACAGUGGACAGGACCCAUGCCCUGAUGCAGAAGAUCGGACAGUCCCCUGUCAGGGUCCUGAAGGAAGUUGAUGGUUUCGCCCUGAAUCGCCUGCAGUACGCGGUCAUCGGCGAGGCUUGGAGGCUGGUGCAGGAUGGAAUAGUGUCUCCGAGCGACCUGGACCUUGUCAUGUCAGAUGGCCUGGGUCUGCGGUAUGCCUUCAUGGGCCCCCUGGAAACUAUGCAUCUCAAUGCAGAAGGUAUGCUAAGCUACUGCAACAGAUACGGUGAAGGCAUGAAACGUGUCCUCAAGACUUUUGGACCCAUUCCAGAGUUUUCCGGGGCCACGGUUGAAAAGGUUCACCAGGCCAUGUGUGCGAAAGUUCCAGACGACCCUGAGCACUUAGCUGCCAGAAGGCAGUGGAGGGACGCGUGCCUCAUGCGACUUGCCAGACUGAAAAGUCAGAUGCCAUCCCAGUGACGUUCCUGUGAUGCUGUCACUCCCCUUUCUGGAAGUCCUCGUAGAUGGAAUACAAGAACGUAAUCAUGUCGCUCUAAGCAGUGGGGACCGCAGAGGUGCAUAGCAUGUGCGUCUUGAGCUUGGUCCCCUCCCGUUAGUGGCCUAGCUACUUCUGAUCGUGCCCGUGUCAUGGCUGUCACCAUGGCUCUCGGGAUCUGUGGGCAGAUUUCCUGCCCCCAGGCAAGCAAAUCUCGUGAAGAGUUUCACCUUUUAUCUUCAGUGUGAUUAUACAGCCUACAUUGUAUAGCCAAUAAUUGUCAUUUCAAAUCAUUUUAAUCUGUAGUAAAAUAUUUUUAUAAUUAUUUUCUAAUCCCUUUCUGAGUACUUUGUGGUCCUGCAUUUAUGAGGCAACUACCUUCAUUUUGUUGUUGCUUAUUCUGAAUAAAAGUUUUUGAUUCCA